This is a messenger RNA of Perca flavescens (yellow perch), 1367 nucleotides long. RefSeq names its product E3 ubiquitin-protein ligase TRIM21-like. Lineage: Eukaryota; Metazoa; Chordata; Actinopteri; Perciformes; Percidae. The record is from RefSeq and is a predicted model, not a curated record. Bases 177 to 1367 code for a protein of 396 amino acids. Gene Ontology annotation, molecular function: protein binding. The transcript has 3 exons.
GAUGCAGUAAGAGGAGGAGCAACACUGGAAAGAGGAGAGAUACAAGAAAUUAAAUUUGUCAGAGUGUCAGCCACGCUGCAGUAGAGACAAGACUCUGUUUCUCUCUGAAAGAAAACUCAAACUGACUUCAUCAGGUCUUUCUCAACAACACAGCAGAGUCUCUGCCAAACACUGAUAUGGCUGCUGCAAACUACCUGUCAUCUGAAGAUCAGUUUCUGUGCUCCAUCUGUCUGGAUGUGUUCACUGAUCCUGUCAGCACACCAUGUGGUCACAACUUCUGCAAGAACUGCAUCACUGAACACUGGAAUACUAGUAACAGGUGCCUUUGUCCCAUCUGUAAGGAGGGUUUUACCACAAGACCUGAUUUGAGGGUCAACACUUUCAUCUCUGAGAUGGUUGCUCAUGAGGAAGAUGCAGACAGAGAGAUAGCAGAAGGUGUUCAGGUCUUCACUUCUCUGAAGGAGUCUGUUGAGAGAGGCCUGAAUGAGCUCAUCAACACGAUCAAGGAGAAGCAGAAAACAACAGAAAAACAGGCCGAAGCUUUCAUCAAAGAGCUGGAACAGGAAAUCUCUGAGCUGAUGAAGAGGAGCACUGAGGUGGAGCAGCUCUCACGCUCUGAAGACCACCUCCAUCUUCUCCAGAGUGUCCAGUCCCUAAACAUCCAACAACCUCCACCCACCAAGGACUGGACACAGGUCAGCAUCCGUCCAUCAUCAUAUGAGGGGACUGUGGUGAAAGCUGUGGUUCAGCUGGAGGAGAUACUCAGUAAAGAGAUGAAGAAGCUGCUUGAGUCUGAGCUGAAGAGGGUCCAGCAGUAUGCAGUGGAUGUGACUCUUGAUCCUGAUAUAGCACAUCCUGAUCUCAUCCUGUCUGAUGAUGGAAAACAUGUGAAUCUUGGUGAUGUGAGGAAGAAUCUCCCAGACAACCCAGAGAGAUUUUCUAAGUGUGUUUGUGUUUUAGGAAAACAGAGUUUCUCUUCAGGCAGAUUUUACUUUGAGGUUCAAGUUAAAGGAAAGACUGACUGGGUUUUAGGAGUGGCCAGAGAGUCGAUCAACAUGAAGGGAGAAAUCACACUGAGCCCACAGAAUGGUUUCUGGACUAUAUGGUUGAGAAAUGGAAAUGAGUACAAAGCUCUAGCUAACCCUGAUGUCCUUCUCUCUCUGAAGUCUCCUCCUCAGAAGGUGGGGGUGUUUGUGGAUUAUGAGGAGGGUCUGGUCUCCUUUUAUGACGUAGAUGCUGCAGCUUUUAUCUAUUCCUUUACUGGCUGCUACUUUACUGAUAAACUAUUACCAUUCUUCUGUCCGUGUAGAAAUGAUGGUGGUAAAAACUCUGCCCCUCUGAUCAUCUCUCCUGUCAGAGUAAACUAA